AUGGUCGAUCCCAAAUUUCUGAAUGCUGGUAAAAAGAUUGGCCUAGAAGUAUGGAGAAUCAAGGUUUGUAAUCUCAACGUAAUUCUUCAGCUCUUGUAGAAAUUUGAUCUCGAAGUUGUCCCCAAAGAGCAAUUUGGGAACUUUUACUCGGGGGAUUCUUAUAUAAUUCUGAAUGUAAGUCAAAACUCAUCAAAUUUAGUCGCUCAGACAAAGAACAAUGACAAUUGGUAUGUUCAUUUCUGGCUGGGUCGCAACACAACCCAGGACGAGGCGGGGACUGCGGCCAUUAAGACGGUGGAAUUAGAUGAUUCUUUGGGAGGUAUUCCAGUGCAAUAUCGAGAAGUUCAAGAUCAUGAAAGCGCACUCUUCCUCUCGUAUUUCAGAGAUGGAAUCAAGUGAGGAUUCUGACGUCGGAUAAACAGUAAUUUAAGAUACUUGCAAGGAGGUCAUGCCACAGGAUUCAAUCAUGUUGUUGAUCCUUAUGAUGGUUACAAACCAAAACUUUUCCAAUGCAAAGGCAAGAGGAAUGUCCGUUGUACCCAAGUGGAUUGUAUCAAGGAGUCUCUUAACCUCGGGGAUGUCUUCAUUCUCGAUUCUGGACUUGAUAUUUAUGUCUGGAUGCCUCCCGAGUCCGGGAGAUUGGAGAGAAUGAAGGGAGUCAACCAGGCCAAGAGUAUCAGGGAUCAAGAGAGAGCUGGUCGUCCCAAGAUUCAUGUAGUAGAUCAGGAAUGGAACACCAACCAUGAUUUCUGGAAACCAUUUGGAGGAAAUCAAUGGGCUUCUUGGGUCAAAACACCUCGUGCCGGAGGGGCUGAUGAAAAUUAUUGGAGGGAAAAGGGAGAAGCCGUCACUUUGUGGAAGGUCUCUGAUGCCAGUGGAACUCUACAAAUCACCAAAAUCAAACAAGGAAAUCAGGAAAUGAAGGAUUUGAAUAGCAAUGUAAGUAUUCAUAGCUAAUGUAGGGUGUAAUUGCACCUUACAGGACGCCUUUAUCCUCGAUGCUGAUCAAGGAGGUCUUUUUGUGUGGAUUGGAAAAGGAUGCACUCAGCAAGAAAGAUCAAAGGCUCAAAAGUGGGGCCAGGAAUAUCUGGAGCAACAUGUGAGAGUAAUAAAAAUUUUAUAUUAUAAUGCAAACUUUAGAAACGGAAUAAAUACACUCAGGUGGUGAAAGUUCUGGAAGGAGCGGAGCCCCAGAUCUUCACUCAAUGGUUCUCCAACUGGUCGGAUGCUAAGAAAACGUCCAAAUUCAAACCAAAGUUUUUCAAUGUGUCAAAUGAAACAGGGAAACUCGUGGUUGAGGAGAUUGCCGACUUCUAUCAGGAAGAUCUGGAUACCGAUGACGUCAUGAUCCUCGAUGCACUCAACACAAUCUAUGUUUGGAUUGGUGAUGGAGCCAAUAAAGUUGAGAAAGAGGCAGCAAACGAGACAGCGAAGAAGUAUCUGGAAACCGACAACGUCCCGAGACAUAAAACUGCCGAUAUUGAUAUACUAUACCAGGGGAAAGAGAACCCUGGAUUCAAGAAGUUAUUCCCCGCAUGGGACGAGAAGAUGUGGGCAAAGGUAGGCGACUAUUCCCAGUAUUUACGAUGAUUUUUUUUCAGCAGGAGAAAGAUUACAAAAACCUUCGCGAACUUCUCUUCUAA
Molecule: messenger RNA, 1643 nt
Organism: Bursaphelenchus xylophilus (pine wood nematode)
Lineage: Eukaryota; Metazoa; Nematoda; Chromadorea; Rhabditida; Aphelenchoididae
Source: the annotation of a GenBank genome assembly